AUGCUAAACUUGUAACUUUGGUUUCCUAGAUUCAGCACUUCAAGACAAACACUAAUGUGGAUUCCAGACUCCUUUUUUUCCAGUUUGCUGAGUGGAAGAAUUUCAACACUGAAAGACGAAACUGGUGCUAUAUUUAUUGAUCGAGAUCCAGCAGCAUUUGCACCAAUUUUAAAUUUUCUUCGCACAAAGGAGUUAGACUUACGGGGAGUGAGUAUUAAUGUUCUCAGGCAUGAAGCUGAAUUCUAUGGAAUCACUCCUUUAGUGAGAAGAUUACUACUAUGUGAAGAACUAGAACGCUCAUCUUGUGGCAGUGUCCUUUUUCAUGGCUACCUGCCUCCUCCAGGCAUUCCCAGCCGUAAAAUAAAUAAUACUGCUGGGCCACCGGCUGAUGUUAGAACUGGUCAAAACUGCUCCGAGAGUGAGAUUCAUGGAGGUGGUGUCCAACCUACACUCACUGGUACUGGGGAAGGUACAGUCAGGCUAGGAUUUCCUGUGGACCCACGUAAAGUCCUAAUAGUAGCUGGCCACCACAAUUGGAUAGUAGCUGCCUAUGCCCAUUUUGCUGUUUGCUACAGAAUUAAAGAAUCAUCUGGGUGGCAGCAGGUGUUCACGAGUCCCUAUCUGGACUGGACAAUUGAGCGAGUGGCUCUCAACGCUAAGGUGGUUGGAGGACCUCAUGGAGACAAGGAUAAGAUGGUUGCCGUUGCCUCGGAGAGCAGCAUAAUCUUGUGGAGCAUUCAAGAUGGUGGUAGUGGCAGUGAAAUUGGAGUGUUCAGUCUUGGAGUCCCUGUAGAUGCUCUCUUCUUCAUUGGCAACCAGUUGGUAGCUACAAGCCAUACAGGGAAAGUGGGAGUGUGGAACGCUGUGACUCAGCAUUGGCAGGUUCAGGAUGUUGUUCCUAUCACAAGCUAUGAUACUGCUGGGUCUUUUCUGCUGCUGGGCUGUAACAAUGGCUCUAUCUACUAUAUAGACAUGCAGAAGUUCCCAUUGCGAAUGAAGGACAAUGAUCUGCUAGUGACAGAAUUGUACCAUGAUCCCUCCAAUGAUGCCAUAACAGCACUCAGUGUCUACCUCACACCUAAAACAAGUGUAAGUGGCAAUUGGAUUGAGAUUGCAUAUGGCACCAGCUCUGGAGCAGUGCGGGUGAUUGUACAGCACCCUGAGACAGUUGGGUCUGGGCCUCAGCUGUUUCAGACCUUCACAGUUCAUCGAAGUCCCGUCACGAAGAUCAUGCUCUCGGAGAAACAUCUUGUGUCAGUUUGUGCUGAUAACAACCAUGUAAGGACAUGGACUGUGACUCGGUUCCGGGGCAUGAUUUCAACUCAGCCAGGCUCAACACCUCUGGCAUCAUUCAAAAUCUUAUCCCUGGAGGAAGCGGAGAGUCAUGGCAGUUACUGUUCUGGAAAUGACAUUGGACCCUUUGGUGAACGUGAUGAUCAACAGGUGUUUAUCCAAAAAGUUGUUCCCAUCACUAAUAAGCUGUUUGUAAGGCUGUCUUCAACUGGGAAAAGGAUCUGUGAGAUCCAGGCAGUUGACUGCACUACCAUCUCGUCAUUUACUGUGCGAGAAUGUGAAGGAUCCAGCAGAAUGGGCUCCCGGCCACGCCGCUACCUGUUCACCGGGCAUUCAAAUGGCAGCAUCCAGAUGUGGGACCUGACCACAGCCAUGGACAUGGUUAAUAAGAGUGAAGACAAAGAUAUUGGCGGCCCCACAGAGGAAGAGCUGCUCAAGUUGCUUGACCAGUGUGACCUGAGCACAUCUCGCUGUGCCACACCCAACAUUAGUCCUGCCACCUCAGUUGUUCAGCCAAACCGGCUUCGGGAAUCUAAUUCCAGCCUCCAACUGCAGCACCACGAAACAAUCCAUGAAACAGCCACGUAUGGUUCUGUACGGCCGUACAGAGAAAGCCCCUUAUUGGCAAGAGCAAGGCGGACGGAGAGCUUUCACAGCUACCGGGACUUCCAGGCAUUUAACUUACCCAGCAAAAGCCCAACAGAAAAGGCAGCUGCUGCAAAUGGGAAUUCGAGCCAGACAGAGACCAGGAAGGCAACAGCUGAGGGCGGUGCGGCUGAGAGGAAGACUGUCCAGACAACAGCACUGGAAGGACGAGGCACAGGCGUGACAGAUGCAGGUGGCUGUUGCAGUACAGAGGUUCACCGUCUGCCAGAGAAUUCCCUGGAUCUCAGAAGAAGAGGACCAGAAGAGGAGAGCGAAGCCAAAGCAGAAGGCAAAAAGAAAAUGGGGUUUGAGGGAUCUGGCUUUCUGGGAAGGAAGAAAGUGCCCCUCCUGGCCUGUGCACCAGUCCUUGCUGAAGGUGGGCCUGAAUUACCUGGUGCGGCUUCUCCAUCACCUACGAUGGCUUGUGAAAACGCAACUGGUGGCAAAGAUGAGGUGCAGGUGCCCUCUGGCUGGUGUUGUGGUUGUUUCUUGAAGGGGACUCUGUUCUGA
This is a messenger RNA of Opisthocomus hoazin, 2448 nucleotides long. The record is from RefSeq and is a predicted model, not a curated record. Lineage: Eukaryota; Metazoa; Chordata; Aves; Opisthocomiformes; Opisthocomidae.